Messenger RNA from Lolium rigidum, 1732 nucleotides. RefSeq names its product probable aspartyl aminopeptidase. Gene Ontology annotation, biological process: proteolysis. The transcript has 9 exons. Gene Ontology annotation, molecular function: aminopeptidase activity; zinc ion binding. Bases 1 to 1548 code for a protein of 515 amino acids. The record is from RefSeq and is a predicted model, not a curated record. NCBI's taxonomy places the organism in Eukaryota, Viridiplantae, Streptophyta, Magnoliopsida, Poales, Poaceae.
AUGGCGUUGCUCCGCCUCCACCUCCUCCGGCCGCCGCCCCACCCGCUCGCCGCCGUAUCCUCCUCCUGGCGCCGCGCGCUCCCAGCCGCCGCGCCCACCGCCACCGCCUCCCGCCUCCUCUGCUCCAGCCAGCCCGCCGCCGCCCCCUCGCCCUCCGUCGUCGGCGGCCUCCUCGACUACCUCAACGAGUCAUGGACGCAGUUCCACGCCACUGCCGAGGCCAAGAGGCAGCUGCUCGACGCGGGGUUCGAGCUGCUCAGCGAGAAUGACGACUGGGACCUGCAGCCCGGCGGCCGCUACUUCUUCACCCGCAACAUGUCCUGCCUUGUUGCCUUUGCCGUAGGGGAAAAGUACAGAGUCGGCAACGGUUUCAACAUAAUUGCGGCCCACACCGAUAGUCCGUGUCUCAAGCUGAAACCACGGUCUGCCUCCUUCAAGUCUGGUCAUCAGAUGAUAAAUGUGCAGACGUACGGAGGCGGGCUCUGGCAUACAUGGUUUGAUAGAGACCUAACGUUGGCUGGGAGGGUCAUCCUCAAGGCUGCUGAUGGUUCAUUUGCGCACAAGCUUGUCAAAGUGAGCAGACCGUUGAUACGUGUACCAACACUGGCUAUACAUCUUGACCGCACAGUGAAUUCUGACGGAUUCAAGCCUAAUCUGGAGAAUCAUCUAGCUCCACUUCUUGCAACAAAGUAUGAAGAUACUACUGUGAAUUCUGAUGAGAAAAAGGGUUCAAAUUCCUCAAAGAUUGCCCAUCAUCCGCUGCUUUUACAAAUUCUGUCAGAGGAAAUCGGUUGUGGAAUAGAUGAAAUAAUUGGUAUGGAGUUGAAUGUGUGUGAUACCCAACCUAGCUGUCUUGGCGGGGGAAAUAAUGAGUUCAUUUAUUCUGGUAGAUUGGACAAUCUUGCUUCAUGUUAUUGUGCUCUUAGAUCUCUAAUGGACUCCUCCAAGAUGUCAGCAGAAUUGUCAAAUGAGAAGGCUAUAAGAAUGGUUGCAUUAUUUGAUAAUGAAGAGGUGGGUUCAGAUUCGAUGCAAGGGGCAGGUGCACCAACUAUGUUUCACGCUAUGAGACGAAUUGUUGACUCCUUGAUGCAUCAGUCUAUGGGAGAGGGGGCUUUGGAGCGUGCAAUAACAUCCUCUUUCCUUGUUUCUGCAGACAUGGCUCAUGCGCUGCACCCAAACUAUGCUGACAAGCAUGAAGAGUAUCACAGACCAGAACUACAAAAAGGACUUGUUAUUAAGCAUAAUGCCAACCAACGUUAUGCCACAAGUGCUGUGACAGCUUUUCUCUUCAAAGAAAUAGCAAGAAUUCAUAACCUUCCAGUUCAGGAAUUUGUUGUAAGGAAUGAUAUGGGUUGUGGCUCAACCAUUGGCCCCAUACUUGCCUCCGGUGUUGGCAUUCGGACUGUUGACUGUGGUAUCCCCCAACUUUCAAUGCACAGCGUUCGAGAAAUGUGUGGCAAAGAAGACAUAGAUACUACAUACAAGCACUUCAAAGCUUUCUUCGAGAUGUUCUCAGACAUCGACAGGAAAUUAAGUGUAGACUUCUAGACGUUAUCAGAUAAAUGCUCAGCCGCUGAAUAAUGUUUGGAACUUUAGCUUUGUGUACAUCAUACUACAGCUGUUUAUGACAGUAUCAGCUUUUUUGUAUAUUUAAUUUGGUCUAAGGCACGGGUACUGGUUUGAAAAUCAUUUUUCCAUACGAUAAUGCAGAGACAUCCUUCAUUUCUCCAAA